This is a messenger RNA of Pseudoliparis swirei, 2127 nucleotides long. RefSeq names its product protein disulfide isomerase family A, member 3 (gene pdia3). NCBI's taxonomy places the organism in Eukaryota, Metazoa, Chordata, Actinopteri, Perciformes, Liparidae. The coding region runs from base 135 to 1625 and encodes 496 amino acids. The record is from RefSeq and is a predicted model, not a curated record. Gene Ontology annotation, biological process: response to endoplasmic reticulum stress; protein folding. Gene Ontology annotation, molecular function: protein disulfide isomerase activity. Gene Ontology annotation, cellular component: endoplasmic reticulum; cell surface. The transcript has 13 exons.
UCUGCGCCUGGCCCGGUCCGAGGAGCUGAAGAGAAGGAGGGCUGCCACGGACACUAUUUGAAACGUUUUUUUUUUUCAGUUGUAAAUUAAAAUAAGUGCUUAAAGCAUUUUGAAGAAGAAAAAACCAACAAAAGAUGUUUAAGGUGAUCUUUGUGGCCGCUCUCGUCGGCUUCACCUGGGCCAGUGAUGUGUUCGAUUACACGGAUGAUGAUUUCGACAGCAACAUCGGAGACCACGGACUCGCUCUGGUGGAAUUCUUCGCCCCGUGGUGCGGUCAUUGUAAACGGCUUGCACCUGAGUACGAGUCAGCCGCCACCCGCCUGAAAGGCACCGUCGCCCUGGUCAAGGUUGACUGCACAGCCAACAGCAACGUGUGCAGCAAAUAUGGUGUCAGCGGGUACCCGACCCUGAAGAUCUUCAGGGAUGGAGAGGAAACCGGUCCCUAUGAUGGUCCCAGAACUGCAGAUGGUAUUGUCAGUUUCCUGAAGAAGCAGGCUGGACCCGCUUCCGUGGUGCUCGAGUCCGACGCAGACUUUGCGAAGUACACGUCGGACCAAGACGCCAGCGUCGUUGGGUUCUUCAGCGAUGACAAGAGCACCGCACAGGUGGAGUUCAUGAAGGCGGCCAGCGCCUUGAGGGACAACUACCGCUUCGCCCACACCAACUCCGAGGCGCUCCUCCAGAGCCACGGCAUCGAGGGAGAGGGAAUCGUCCUGUUCCGCCCGCUGAAACUCAACAACAAGUUUGAAGAAAGCUCCGUCAAAUACAGCGAGGACAAAUACACCAACAGCAAAAUAAAGAAGUUCAUCCAGGACAACAUCUUUGGAAUCUGCCCACACAUGACCGACGACAACAAGGACCAGAUGCGGGGCAAAGAGAUGCUGGUGGCUUAUUACGAUGUGGAUUAUGUAAAGAACCCCAAGGGCUCCAACUACUGGAGGAACAGGGUGAUGAAGGUCGCCAAGAGCUUCCUCGACCAGGGCAAGAAACUGAACUUCGCCGUGGCCAGCAAGAGCGCGUUCAGCAACGACGUGUCGGAGUUCGGCAUGGACAGCGGCGCGGGAGAGCUCCCCCUGGUGGCCAUCCGCACCGUCAAGGGAGACAAAUACGUCAUGGCCGAGGAGUUCUCGCGCGACGGCAAAGCUCUGGAGAGUUUCCUGCAGAAUUACUUCGACGGCAAUCUGAAGCGUUACCUCAAAUCCGAGGCCGUCCCCGAGAACAACGACGGCCCCGUCAAGGUCGUCGUGGCCGAGAACUUCGACGCCAUCGUCAACGCCGACGACAAAGACGUGCUGAUCGAGUUCUACGCUCCGUGGUGCGGACACUGCAAGAGCCUGGAGCCCAAAUUCAAGGAGCUGGGCGAGAUGCUCGCCGAUGACCCCAACGUCGUCAUCGCCAAGAUGGACGCCACGUUAAACGACGUGCCCCCUCCGUAUGAAGUCAGCGGUUUCCCCACGCUGUACUUCUCCCCCGCCGGACGCAAGAUGAGCCCAAAGAAAUACGAGGGAGGUCGCGAGUUGGACGACUUUGUCGCCUACCUGAAGAAGGAGGCCACCAGCCCCCUGGUGAUAAGGUCCUCAAAGAAGCAGGACGACGACAACGACGACGACAAGACGGAGCUAUAAACAAAAGCAAAACGCUCAUUACAGGAACUCGACAUCGCCGCCCCAACAGCAGGAGGAUUGGGAGAAAUCAAUGAAAGAAAGAACUAAAUUUUAUUCCACUCUCUCUCUUAGUGAACUAUCGAAUGCUCUGAGGCCAAGUCGAAAAAAGACGCGGCCCUCCUUUUUUUAGGUCCUCUGCUCUGGGAAGACGGUGGACGGUGGAGAGGUGGUGGCCAGGGCCUGCCCAAUGUUUAAAAACAAACACAUUUUUAGGGAAGAGGGGACAUCUUUUUGAAAAUUGAGGUUUUUAUUUCCCCUGGUCUGUCUACUACACCUCAGGCUGAUGCACUUUGGUUUGACGCCAGUCUCCGGUCAUCUGUCACUUUGGUUUUUUGUUGUCGUCACGGAGGGCCUAGUGGUCUUGGGUAUUCCUUUUUUUUUUUUCAUUUUUCAUUUUUUUUUUUACGUCUUUGUUUUUGUACAUUUAGAAGGAUUGUGAAAUAAAAAGGCCCACAAAACCAAA